GCUGCUUCCAAUCUGCCAGGCGACAGCAGAAAUGAGCAUGCUGUCGGCCUUCACGGCUCGUCCCAUCGUCGAGCUCAAACAGCGCGACAAGUCAAGGAUCGAGUCGAUUCUUGCAUACGGCGACAGGCUCUUGGUCGGUCUACACACUGGCUAUCUGCGCAUCUACAGAAUAAACGAGGUCAAUGACGAGCCCGACCCCACCGCCCAGCCCGAGACCGCCGAUGACAGCGAAGAGGUUCCCAAGCCAAAGCAGCGCCCCGCCGACUUACUGCGUGAGGUUGAAAAGUUCUCACGGAGACCUAUCCAGCAGCUUGCCAUAAUCAAAGAGGCCAAUAUCCUGGUGUCCUUGAGCGACAGUUAUGUUUCCAUCCACGACCUACAAAGUUACACUCUACAAGAGCGCCUUGAGAAGACUAGGGGGGCCACUUCUUUCGUCGUCACCUCCAACAUCGUCAAAGAUGCAAGCACCGGCAUCCCGUCCAUCGUGUCGCGCCUGGCGGUCGCUGUCAAGCGGAGGAUAAUACUGUGGUCAUGGCAAGAUAUGGAGCUUUCGGAGGAGACUGCGGAGAUUACGUUACCUGCAGCAGUAAAAUCACUCACAUGGGCGAGCGGAACAAAACUGGUAGUAGGCAUGGACCCUGGAUUCGUCAUGGUCGAUAUUGAGAGCCAAGUAAUCACGGAUAUCGUCAAGCCCGGAACGCUGAGCGACGCCUCUGGACAACAAGGAACCCGGUUUGGUGCCGUAACUUCGUCUGGUAUGGGCUAUAUGGGUAUGGGAAGCUGGGUGCCAAAGCCUAUGGCCACUAAGCUUUCCGAAGGGGAAAUGCUCUUAGCCAAGGAUGUCAAUACGCUGUUCAUUGACACGGAUGGAAAGGCGCUUGAGAGACGCCAGAUCCCGUGGGCCUCUGCUCCUGAAGCAUUAGGCUAUUCGUAUCCCUACAUGCUCGCCCUUCAACCACCAGCAAAGGGAGCGCUUGAAGUGCGUAACCCGGACACGUUGUCUUUGUUGCAGACAAUCAACCUACCCAACGCGGCAUAUUUGCAUGUCCCUCAACCAAACAUCAGCUUAGCGCACGCUGGGAAGGGAUUCCUUGUCUCCAGUGACCGGUGCAUUUGGCGCAUGAGUGCGCUCGAGUACGAAGCACAGAUUGAUGAGCUUGUCGCGCAAUCUCGCUUUGACGAAGCCAUCAGUUUGGUGAACAUGCUAGAAGACACUCUCUUGAAAGAUAAGCAUGGACGGAUACGUGAUACUCAAAUCCUCAAAGCGCAAAGUCUAUUUGAACAGCGACGCUACAGAGAUGCUCUGGACCUGUUCUCUGAUGCUCGCGCCCCACCGGAGAAGGUGGUUGCACUCUAUCCCAAAUCCAUCUCUGGUGACUUGUCUAUGAUCGAAGAGUCGGGGGAGAGCGAGAGCGACUCGCAUGACGAAAACAAGUCUACUGAUGGCGAGAAGAGUGAUGCCGAGGACAGGCACGGUGGCAGCGCGACUAAUUCGCUCACCCGAGCAAUGUUUGGCAGGUUAAGGGCUGACCCAAAGAGGCCUGACUCUGACGCCGGCUCUGUCCGGUCACUCAAGGUCGAUUCGGACACAGCAAGCAUCAAGGGCAAGAAAUCUGCAGAGAACAUCGGCGAAGAAAAACAACUGCAAGGGAAAGACUUGAUCAUGGCGGUUACCGCGCUCUUUGGCUUUUUGGCACAGACGCGAGCACAGCUGCAGAAAUUCAUAAACUACGAUGGCUCUCUGAAGCAGCCUCUCCCAUCGAAGGAAGAAAGAACCGAGGACUACAAACCUCCUUUCGCACAAUUUCUUCUUCUUCCUGAAAACACGGAAGAUAUUGAUUGGGCAGAGCGCUUGCACAAGGUAGCCAAGAUUACUGACACCACCUUGUUCCGAGCUUACAUGAUGGCCCGUCCUGGCAUGGCCGGUCCUCUUUUCCGCCUUGACAACUUUUGUGACCCAGAAGUUGUUAGGGAGAAGUUGUACGAGAGUGGACGGUACAUCGAUCUCAUCGACUUCCUUCAUGGCAAAAAGAUGCACCACGAGGCACUGGAGCUGCUCGAGAAAUUCGGACAGGGCGGAGAUGAGGAAGAUGUCUCGACUAGCUUGCGCGGACCGGAGCGAACUAUUACCUAUUUGCAACAGCUGCCGGCCGACCUGAUCGAUCUAAUACUCGAAUAUGCAGAGUGGCCUGUACGAGUAGAUCCGGAGAAGGGAAUGGAGAUAUUCCUCGCGGACACGGAGAAUGCCGAGUCUCUGCCUAGGGAGCGUGUACUGGACUUCUUGGACCGUGUCGACCCUAACCUCACGGUUCAGUAUCUGGAACACAUCAUUAAUGAACUCAACGACCAGUCGCCGGAUCAUCACCAACGUAUCAUCGACUUGUAUCUGGAGCGGCUGAAGAAGGAGGAGAGUGAUUUUAAGAAUGCGGAAGAGCGGGUCGAAUGGCAUGAUAAGCUACAGACGUUCCUCAAAACCAGCAGGCAAUACAACAAGGCCCGAGUAUUCAGGUCGUUGCCGGCAGAUGAGCCCGAAUUCUUCGAGCCUCGUGCCAUUGUGCUCAGCAAGAUGGGCCAGCACAAACAGGCCCUCCAAAUCUAUGUCUUCCAAGUCCAAGACUAUGACAAAGCAGAAGACUACUGCAACCAAACCUACCUCGCCGCCACCUCCGCCCCCGUCCCUGGCGUCGUAACACCGCCCAAAAUCGCAAAAACCACGCACACGCCGCCACCACAAGAUCCCGAAGACUCGACGCCGUCAAUCUACCACACGCUGCUAUCACUGUACCUAACGCCACCACCACCGCACACGGCGAAUUGGCCGCCCGCGCUCGCCCUGCUCAGCAAGCACGGCGCGCGCCUCCCCGCCUCCAGCACGCUCGACCUGAUCCCCGCGGUCCUGCCCGUCAAGGAGCUAGAAUCGUAUUUCCGCGGCCGCAUCCGCAGCGCCAACUCAGUCCUCAACGAAGAGCGCAUCGUUAGCCAGCUGCGGGGCGUCGAGAAGGCGGGCGUCGAGUCUGCGCUGCGGCUCGGUAACGGGAGCGCGGGCGUUGGCGGCGGGAAGAACAGACGCGUCGUUGUGGGCGAGGAGAGGCAUUGUCGGGUUUGUGGCAAGCGGUUUGGUAGCGCUGCUAUUAGGGUUUAUCCUGAUAACGAGGUCGUGCAUUAUGGGUGUUAUGGACGGGGGAGGAACAGCGGGGCUGGGACGCCUUUGGAGACGGGGAGGAGGGGGUGGUAGUUGGGGUGUGCUUGUGGUAGAGAGUGUGUAAUGUAGACAUGAUAAUGCGCGCAGGCUUCUUGGUAUGAAUCCAUGCUUGCUCACGUCGAUGGUGUUUGAGGC
Molecule: messenger RNA, 3337 nt
Organism: Aplosporella prunicola CBS 121167
Lineage: Eukaryota; Fungi; Ascomycota; Dothideomycetes; Botryosphaeriales; Aplosporellaceae
Exons: 5
Coding region: 32-3235 (1067 amino acids)
Biological process (GO): endosomal vesicle fusion; autophagy; vesicle-mediated transport
Cellular component (GO): fungal-type vacuole membrane; cytoplasm
Molecular function (GO): protein binding
Source: RefSeq, a predicted model, not a curated record